GCGGGGCCCGGAAGAGACGCCGGAAGUGUCGCCCGGAGCACCCGCUCGGGGCCGCUCUGGCCGCCGCUCUCGGUGGCGGCGCGUUGGGGAAGGCGGGGGGACCAUAGAGAUGAGCGGGCAGACAGGCGCCCGCCAAGAUGGCGACGCCCAGUGACAAGGAGGGGGCGGUGGGGCCCAGGUGCCACCAGCGCUCCAUGGCCAUGCUGGACAUUUCCUUCCCACCUUUCUGUGCCUUCCUGGGAUCCCUGGGCUUGCUCUGCGUGGCCCUGGUGGGCACCUGGUGCCAGCACUGGCGAGGGGGCUUUUCCCUGGAUGGUGGAUCCCGGACUUUCAACUGGCACCCGGUGCUGAUGGUGACGGGAUUGGUGGUCCUCUACGGAGCAGCCGCCCUGGUUUACCGCGUUCCCAACACCUGGAACGGCCCCAAGCUUCCCUGGAAGCUGCUGCACGGCGGCCUGGCUUUGGGAGCAUUCGUCCUCACUGUGCUGGGCUUGGCAGCCGUGUUCCGCUUCCAUAAUUCCAACGGGACGCCCAACAUGUACUCCCUGCACAGCUGGAUGGGGCUGGGAACCAUCCUGCUCUUCUCCUGCCAGUGGGCAGCGGGAUUUGGAGCGUUCCUGCUUCCCUGGGCUCCCGCCUGGCUCCGGCAGCUCUACAAGCCCAUCCAUGUUUUCUUUGGCUCCACCAUCCUCAUGUUGUCCGUGGCUUCCUGUGUGUCGGGAAUCAAUGAGAAACUUUUCUUCAGCCUGAAAAACGGGACCACGCAGUACAAGCUCCUUCCCGCCGAGGCCGUGUUUGCCAACACUUUGGGAAUCCUGAUCCUGCUUUUUGGGGUGCUGGUGGUGGCUGCCCUGGCCAGGCCCAGUUGGAAGCGCCCGGAUUCCAACUCCCUGGAUUCCCGCCAGCCCCUGCUCUCUGCCGAGCGCUGAUCCCAAAGGAUCUCUCAGCACUCCUGAGGUGUUUCCUGCACCCUUGCCAUCCCAAGGAUUUCCCAGCGCUCCCAGGGUGUAUCCUGCAUCUUCGUGCCUCCAGGUGCCAGAUCCUGCCUGGAUAACCAGCUGUGCCAAACCCCAGCCCUUCCCGGUGCCAUUCUGGAGCUGCCAGAGCCUUGUCAGGACAAAGAGGAACAUCCGUGUUAUUCCCAUGUGUCACUCCCACCCCAGGGGAUCUGGCUCAGCAGGACAGGGAUGGAGCCACUCAGGGCCAUGGAAUAAAACAGCAGCUUCUGCAGGAAUCCUGCACUCAACUCCAGGGGGAUAAGUGGAGCCAGGGUGGGAUUGGUGGAAGCAGUGGGAUCUCGGGAGCAGGUCCUGGCCAAGCGAAGCUGUGCCUUCCAAGGGCUCCUCUGCUCCCUGGGAACGUGGGAUAGAUCCCCGGGGUCACCCCACGGGAUUUGGGAUCACGCUGUGCCCCUUCCCAGCUUCUCCUUUCCCAGGAUCCCUCCGGCCCCCGUGGCCAGAGCCAUGUGAGCCCUGUGCUUCCCCCUCCGCACCCCAGAGUGGGGUUUCCUUCCUCCCCCACUGUCACACGAUCCCUCUUCCUGUCCCCCUUCCCGGCCUGGAGCAGUGGAGGGACACAGGGGGCU
Molecule: messenger RNA, 1585 nt
Organism: Myiozetetes cayanensis
Lineage: Eukaryota; Metazoa; Chordata; Aves; Passeriformes; Tyrannidae
Product: lysosomal membrane ascorbate-dependent ferrireductase CYB561A3
Exons: 6
Coding region: 138-929 (263 amino acids)
Cellular component (GO): lysosomal membrane
Molecular function (GO): oxidoreductase activity
Source: RefSeq, a predicted model, not a curated record